Messenger RNA from Calidris pugnax (ruff), 2126 nucleotides. It is a transcript of the gene SDR39U1, whose product is annotated as short chain dehydrogenase/reductase family 39U, member 1. Lineage: Eukaryota; Metazoa; Chordata; Aves; Charadriiformes; Scolopacidae. Bases 25 to 912 code for a protein of 295 amino acids. The transcript is spliced from 6 exons. The record is from RefSeq and is a predicted model, not a curated record.
GGCGCAUGCGCAGGCGGCGCAGCCAUGCGGGUGCUGGUGGGUGGUGGGACUGGCUUUGUGGGCAGAGCCCUGACCCAGUUGCUGCGGAGCCACGGGCAUGAGGUGACCCACGUCUCCCGAGAAGGGGGCAAGGAUCGGAUCAGCUGGGAAGAGUUGUCCCACUCUGGACUGCCCCUGUGUGAUGCUGUGGUGAACUUGGCUGGUGAAAAUGUCCUCAACCCUUUCCGCAGAUGGAAUGAUGCCUUCUGCAGGGAAGUCAUCAGCAGCCGGGUUGAGACCACCAAGACCUUGGCCAAAGCCAUUGCUGAUGCUGAACAGCCACCCCGUGCUUGGGUCCUCGUCACCGGCGUAGGCUAUUAUCGCCCUAGCCCCACAGCUGAGUAUACUGAGGACAGUCCGGGGGGGGAUUUUGACUUCUUCUCACGCCUGGUGAGCUCCUGGGAGGCUGCAGCUGUUACCCCUGGGAGCCCAGCUCGUGGUGUUGUGGUGAGAUCUGGAGUAGUGCUGGGCCGAGGUGGUGGUGCAAUCUCUCAAAUGCUCUGGCCUUUCCGUCUGGGACUAGGAGGCCCUUUGGGCUCUGGGCUCCAGCCCUUCCCAUGGAUCCACAUUCGGGACCUGGCUGGGAUCAUCUGUCACGCUCUGGAGAGUGAGCACCUGCAAGGUGUCCUCAAUGGUGUUGCCCCAUCCUCCCCUGCCACCUCCAAUGGCACCUUUGCUCAGGAGCUUGCUGCAGCCCUGGGGCGCCCGGCACUGCUGCCAGUGCCUGCUUGGGCUGUGCGGGCUGUCUUUGGGGCAGAGCGGGCCAUCAUGCUGUUGGAGGGCCAGAGGGUGGUCCCAAAGCACACCCUGGAGAGUGGCUACCAUUUCAUCUUCCCUGACCUGUCUGGAGCCCUGAAGGACAUUGUGGCUUGAGAGCUCCUUGGUUGGGCUGUGUUGGGCCCUGUUUCUCUGAAGUCCCUGGCUCACAUGUCAUCCCCUGGGUGGAAGAGGGUAGUCAUGCCCCUUCUUGACACUUCCCCAUCCCCUUAAAGAGAGGGUGAGCAGUCUUUUCCCCUUCUAGAACGAUUUGUGCAUCCCCAGUUUAGGAGUCAUCCAUCUUACUGCCAUCUGCAGUUUCCACAUGACGUUCUUUUGGGGAAGGGCACAAGCUCAUCUAAGGAUUGUGAUUGCUGAAUCUGCCAUCUUCCCCACAGCAUGUGAGUUGCUUGCAGAGAAAUUGAGGGGUGUAAUGUCAGGCACGGCAGCAGGAAAGGGGGGUUCAGAUGUUUUAACUCCAUGUUACUGGACGUUCGUCCUCCUGUUUUCCCCUAUGUCUUUCCCCCAUGGUCCCAUAAAGAUCUAGUUAUGCUCGUCUGCUUUGCCUUCAUCAGUCUUAUAGGGAAUGGAAUUGUGGUUGUGGAAGAAGAUCCUUCCUGAAUGGGUGCAAAGGGUGCUGGACACAGAUAGGUGGAGACUUUCCUAUCAAUUUUCUUGUGGUGGCUUUGUGCUGGUACCAAGUUACUGUAUCAGAACCUCCAGCUGAGUCUGGGCCCAAGACCCAGACUUCCCAGACCCUUCCAGGGUCACAUAACCCAAUGCUGUGGUGGGGAUGAAGGAGAACAGUGCUUUGCCAGCCUGUGGGGACAGGGGCAGUGGAGGGACUGUUGUCCCCUGAGCUGCUUUUGAGGCCUUGGUUAAACACUGGCUACAUCUGAGCUUGUGCUGGGGAGAAACUGCGUGGUUCAUCUUUGUGUGAGGUAGUGCAAGGCAUUGCUUUAAUGUGAAGAGCACACUUAGCUAUUGCCUUCAUUGUGGUUAUCUAAUCCCAGAGUGAGCGAUUUUCCCUUAUUCAUCCUAUGAGGUGGAACUUGUGUUCAGGGGGUUCCCACCAACAGGCAGUGAGAAUAUCCAGGCUGCCUUGGGAAGCAGUACCUCUUGUGGAGAACACUGUGAUUUCAUCAUCUAAUGCUGUAAGGAAGUGUAUCCACGUGCUUUCUGCAACCCAUUUUCACACACCAAAGUGGAUUGCAGGAUGUGCAAUCUACAGAGCAGCUAAGAUCAUUAUACUACUUCUGGAGAAAUACUCCUAGUGUGUUGUAUUUUUGGGCUGGAAAAAUAUAUUAAAAAGCACUUCUGGCAGUUAAAAA